GAGAGAGAGAGAGAGAGAGAGAGAAAGAGAGAGAGAGGNCAGUGGCAGUGGCUUGACGCGAGCUCCAACACGCACUGACGCUCUGGCGCUCUGGACGGAGAGCGAUAGAGGGAGGGAUAUAGAAAGUGAGGGAGAUAGAGAGCGUGCGUAGGUGCGCGUGCGUGCUGACCUUGGUCCGAGGGGGUACCAGGUUGGUGUUUGGAGGGAGCGGCUUGGCGUACAAGAGGAUCGCCAGGCGUAUCGGCUUGUAACCGAUCCAAUGGCGUCGUCGGGCCAAGAUGCAUUGCGGGACGAGGCUGUGCGCCUUUCUGCUGCUCCCGCUUCAAAUGUUGGAGCGCUAACCAGCCUGACUUCCAAGCUGCUGGAUGAAUCAACUCUUCUCAUGCCUGCCAAACAAGCUCUGGAUGCCAUGAUCAAUGGGCUCAGGUCUUCUGUCCAAGCACAUCGAGACAUUCCGGAGGUUGAAAAAGUUCUUGCUCACUAUCUCCAGGCGUCCGAAACGCGCUCAGUGGCCUUUGAAGACGUGACUUGCCGCGCUCGUGAAGUAUUGGCUGAUAUCCUUGAGAGCCGCGAAGCCUGGGUGGACGCAGCGCGCGUCCUGGCAGCCAUCCCCCUGGAAUCAAGCCAUCGUCACGUGGAGACAGAGUACAAAUUUCACAUUUACUUGCGCAUCGGGGCCCUUUACUUGGAGGAGGAAGAUGCUGGCAUGGCCGAGACCUAUGUCAGCCGCGCAUCCAUGAUUGCCCACGAAGUCAACAAUACAGAGCUGCAGUUCAAGUUCAAGGUGCAAGCCGCACGUGUCAACGACGCCAAGCGCAAGUACCUCCAAGCAUCUCAGCGCUAUUUGGACCUUUCUUAUACCAUUCCCGACGAGGAGGCCCGCCAAGCAGCCUUGUCCCAAGCCGUGACCUGCGCAGUGUUGGCCCCGGCUGGCCCGCGCCGAUCUCGACUGCUUGCCACCCUUUUCAAGGACGAGCGCACACAUGCUCUUCCUCAAUUUCACACACUUGAAGCCAUGCACCUUCAGCGCAUCGUGCGGAGCGAGGACCUGGCCAAGUUUGCAGCGGGUCUGGCAGAACACCACAAGGCGCGCACUGCUGAUGGCUCCACGGUGCUGGAAAAGGCGGUGGUUGAACAUAACAUGCUGUCUGCCACCCGCGUCUACGAUAACAUUACCCUCGAAGAACUGGGUCGCCUCGUCAACGUGUCCACGGAGCAGGCAGAGCAUACAGUGGCUCAAAUGAUUGCCGAUGGACGGCUCAGCGGUCAAAUCAAUCAGUUGGAAGGUCGAGUCACUUUUGCAGACGCGGAACACUUGGUGCAGGAUUGGGAUGCGGCCAUUGCUGCUCUCUGUGCUCAUGUCAACGGUCUUGUGGAGGAAAUUGGUCACAACCAUGCCGAUUGGCUGGCGGCUCGCGCUGUAGCCACAAGCUGAGCUUAAGUUUUAAUGCUGACUGCUUGGCAGCGUGCUGUGUCUUCUCCAUGGAUGUCUCGGUGAUGGACGGUGUUUGUGGGUAUGGUUGUUGGCAAGAAGCAACAAUUCAGUCCGCCCGAAUUGAAAUGGCAUUGU
This is a messenger RNA of Monosiga brevicollis MX1, 1570 nucleotides long. RefSeq lists its product as uncharacterized. The record is from RefSeq and is a predicted model, not a curated record. Lineage: Eukaryota; Choanoflagellata; Craspedida; Salpingoecidae. Gene Ontology annotation, cellular component: COP9 signalosome; cytosol. The transcript has 13 exons. Bases 260 to 1435 code for a protein of 391 amino acids.